Messenger RNA from Neogale vison (American mink), 902 nucleotides. RefSeq names its product complement C1q like 2 (gene C1QL2). NCBI's taxonomy places the organism in Eukaryota, Metazoa, Chordata, Mammalia, Carnivora, Mustelidae. Gene Ontology annotation, molecular function: protein binding. The transcript has 2 exons. Bases 1 to 864 code for a protein of 287 amino acids. The record is from RefSeq and is a predicted model, not a curated record.
AUGGCGCUUGGGCUGCUCAUCGCCGUGCCAUUGCUACUGCAGGCGGCGCCCCCCGGCGCGGCGCACUACGAGAUGAUGGGCACCUGCCGCAUGAUCUGCGACCCGUACGGCGCAGCACCCGGCGGGGGGCCCGCCGGCGCCAAGGCGCCGCCGCCUGGACCCAGCACUGCCGCGCUGGAAGUCAUGCAGGACCUGAGCGCCAACCCUCCGCCCCCUUUCAUCCAGGGACCCAAGGGCGACCCGGGGCGACCCGGCAAGCCGGGGCCACGGGGGCCCCCUGGAGAGCCGGGCCCGCCUGGACCCAGGGGUCCCCCGGGGGAGAAAGGCGAUUCGGGGCGACCCGGGCUGCCCGGCCUGCAGCUGACGGCAGGCGCUACUGGCGGUGUCGGGGUGGUAGGUGGCGGAACUGGGGGCGGCGGCGACUCCGAAGGCGAAGUGACCGGCGCGCUGAGCGCCGCCUUCAGCGGUCCGAAGAUAGCCUUCUAUGUGGGUCUUAAGAGCCCCCACGAAGGCUACGAGGUGCUCAAGUUCGACGACGUGGUCACCAAUCUCGGCAAUCACUACGACCCCACUACCGGCAAGUUCAGCUGCCAGGUGCGCGGUAUCUACUUCUUCACCUACCACAUUCUCAUGCGCGGCGGCGACGGCACCAGCAUGUGGGCGGACCUCUGCAAGAACGGGCAGGUCCGGGCCAGUGCCAUCGCUCAGGACGCCGACCAGAACUACGACUAUGCCAGUAACAGCGUGGUGCUGCACCUCGAUUCAGGGGACGAGGUGUACGUGAAGCUGGACGGUGGGAAGGCGCACGGAGGCAACAACAACAAAUACAGCACAUUCUCGGGCUUUCUUCUGUACCCGGAUUAGCCGCGCUGGGAGCGGGCAGAGUGGCUUCAGGCCGCCCC